Messenger RNA from Pochonia chlamydosporia 170, 930 nucleotides. RefSeq lists its product as hypothetical. Gene Ontology annotation, cellular component: endoplasmic reticulum membrane. Gene Ontology annotation, biological process: regulation of store-operated calcium entry. NCBI's taxonomy places the organism in Eukaryota, Fungi, Ascomycota, Sordariomycetes, Hypocreales, Clavicipitaceae. The coding region runs from base 1 to 930 and encodes 309 amino acids. The transcript has a single exon. The record is from RefSeq and is a predicted model, not a curated record.
AUGCACAUCCACCACCUAACCACCAUCCUCACCCUCCCCCUCCUCACACUGGCCGCCAAACCAAAAAACGCAAUCCUCCUCUCCCAAGUCCAAUCCCUCACCCUCCGCGGCAACGGCGCCAAAACCACCCACCGCCGCGUCUCCGCCAUCCCCCAACUAAAAUGCACCUCCUCCAAAGCCAUCUGCUCCCUCUACAGCAUCGACACCAUGCGCUGCACAAACCAGGGGUCCUCAUACGGCGGCGAAGACAUCGAAUGGAGCUGUACGGCCACACUGCCCGAGGAACUGAAACUAGGCACCACGGACGUCAUCUGCGAAGGAUACGCCAACUCGAAUGAUCCCUAUGUACUCAAGGGCUCGUGUGGCGUGGAGUACAGCCUCUUGUUGACUGGGAAGGGCGAGGAGCGGUAUCCGCAUAUUGCGAAUCCUCACGGCGGGUACUUUAGCGACGGGAGCGGAGGGACGGAUCUGAGCGCCUGGUUGUUUACGGUGGUGUUUGUCGCGGUGUUGGCGUGGAUUUUGUACUCGGCUUGUGUGGCGGGCAGUGGGAAUAGACGGGCACGGGGGAAUACUGGGCGGAGAUGGGGAGGAGGAGGAGGAGGUGGUGGUGGUGGUGGUGGUGGUUUUGGAGGAGGAGGAUGGGGACCUGGGAAUGAUCCUCCGCCGCCGUAUCCUGGGACGAAACCUUCGACGGAUUCUGCUUGGAGCCCUGGAUUUUGGAGUGGUUUGGCUGGAGGUGCUGCGGCGGGAUAUUUGGCUGGGAAUAGGAAUAGGAAUGAUGAGAGGAGAGGGUACGAUCGUGGAUGGGGGACCAGCACCUGGGGCUCUGGCCCAUCUAGUCCUCGUCCUUCCCCGGCCGCUUCUUCAGGAUCAAGUGGGAGUUCAUCUAGGCAUGAAAGCACAGGAUUCGGAUCGACUCAUCGAAGAUAG